AUGGGCAGAAGCGACAGCGACAGCGAAGACUACGAAGUUGAGCAGCCCUCGCUGCCCGACGAUGACCCCAUGCGGGCGUACAUUCCCGCCACGUUUGGCAAGACAACGCGAGAGGCGAACAUCGAAGCCCAGAUCGAGCGGACGCGACGGAAAGUCGAGCCCAAAAAGCCUGAGCAAAAAAAGCCAUUGAUGGUCACCUCCAAGAUGGAUAGCGAAGACGAGAGUGAGAGCGACAGCGACAGCGACUCUGACGAUUCUGAGUCUGAAGACGAAGCCGAAAAGUUCCCCGUCACCCACGAAAUUGUCCUGAAGACACAUGAGCGGGCGAUUACCACCAUCGCGCUUGAUCCAGCCGGUUCGCGCAUGCUUACGGGCUCGCUGGAUGGCACUAUCAGGUUCCAUGACUUUACCUCCAUGACGCCGACGACGUUGAGGGCAUUCAAGAGCAUCGACCCAUGGGAGACGAAGAAGUCCGUUAACAACGAUUCGCACCCGAUCCAGCACCUCGAGUUCAGCCGACACUCGGGCGGCCUUUUCAUGUGCGUAACUGCGCACCCACAGCUGAAGAUCAUGGACCGAGAUGGCGCCGUUGUGACGGAGUUCGUCAAGGGCGACAUGUAUUUGCGCGACAUGCACAACACUAAGGGCCAUGUGGGCGAGAUCAACAACGGUACAUGGCAUCCCUUAGAUCAAAAUAUUUGCAUCACGGCUGGGUCAGAUAGCACAGUACGGAUAUGGGAUAUCAACAACAAGCGGUGUCAAAAGGAAAUCAUCGUCUUCAAGUCCAAGGCUGCUGGCGCGGCGGGGAGGACAAGAAUGACAGCAGUCGCUUGGGGCUCCCCUCCCGAGGGGAACAGCUCACUCAUCGUCGCGGCCGCUCUUGACGGGUCACUGGUGAUGUACCCCGGCAAUGGGCCGUUCACAAGACCAGCCGGCGAGGUUAAGGACGCACACCAGCCCGAUACCUGGACCGGUGGUAUCGAUAUCAGCCCUGACGGCCGGAUGGUCGUCACCCGCGGCGGCGACGGCCUAAUCAAGCUCUGGGACACGCGCAAGUUCAAGGCGCCCCUAAUUAAAGUUGAGCACGCCUCAACUUCAGACCGCUAUCCCAUGACCAACAUCAAAUAUGCCCCCGACGCCCGCUACAUCAUCACCGGCUCCGUCAACGGCGAGCUGCACAUCCUGAACCCAGCAAACCUCCGCCCCGAACAUGUUACCCCCAUCACCCCAGGAGUCCCCCUCAUCACUGUCGAAUGGCACCCCAAGAUCAACCAGAUCAUCACUGGCUCCGCCAACGCCGAAACCCACGUCCUCUAUAACCCCAAACUCUCCCAUCGCGGCGCGCUCGAAGUGAUGUCCCGCGCGCCCAAGAAGCGUCACAUCGACGAUGACCCGGCCUUCACAAUGGACCAGAGCAGUUUGGGCUUCUCAGGCGACGCGAUCGUUGCUCCGGGCGCACUGGGUCGUCGCGGCGGCGUGUCGGCAUCAGGCAAGUCGCGCGAUCCAAGGAGGCCGCAGGUUCAGCAGAUCACGCCGUUUAUGAGGAGCCAGCCGGAUGAGAAGCAUAUCGAGCAGAAUAUUCCGCUAAGCAAGAUGCUGCAUGAGGAUCCACGCGAGGCGCUGUUGAAGUAUGCGGAGGUGGCGAAGAAGGAGCCGUUGUUUACGAAUGCAUGGGCAAAGACGCAGCCGGUGACACAAUAUGCCGAGUUGAGUGAUGAUGAGGAGGAGGGGCCGGAGAAGAAGAAGGUUAAGAGACGCGCUGCUGCUGCGAUGAUGGGGCAGCCCACGAACUGCAUCUUGCGAUUGGCCGGCACAGCUGAGCCGCUGCCUAGUGCUUGCAUGAACGCUGCUUCCGGGGUUUCGCCGCACCAGCAGGAGGGCGCAGACAGGCCCCGCGACAGGGUGAGCGCGCGCAUCAAAAAAAUCACCAAUCUCCCUCCGCGACGCAUCAACGCCAUCUCCAAACAGCCGGCCUCGGACGGAGCCAUCAAUUCCCAGCCGCAUCCUCCGGCCACAACCCUCGAAACCCCGCUGUGCCUGCACGACUUUCUCUAUUUUGACCACGCCAAAACUCGCACUCUUCUGUUUUUCUCCCCACCAGGCCUGUGUUCGCCCUUCUUCGCCCCCCGGCGCGCCCAGGCUGGACACCUACAACCUCUUUCUCUCCCCCCUCCCCCCCCAUUGCUGCGUCUGUUCCACCGACGCGACAACCACACCCCGGCCGACCCGGUAGCCCGCGCGCACCACCACAACGUUUUCGCCGGACGUCGCAGUGACCGUCCAUACCGAGCAAUUGCCAUUAAUCGUACGGACGCCGUAGUCGACUCUGCCGUCGCCAUGACUAGCGUCCAGGUGCCGCAGGUGCCGCCUGCGGUCCAGCUCCCAGGCACUGCCAUUCCGGCAAACAUGACCCAGCAGCAAGCGCAAGAAGUCUACAAGCGCUGGCGGCAAAUGAAGGAGUCGGGCGUCCCUCCCACCGAUCCAGAGUUCAUUAAGACGCAAAACAUUUUAUCGGCCCUCCAGCGGCAAAGCGAUAUGCGCAAGCAGAUGCAGAUGCAACAACAGAUGCAAUUACAACAGCAACAACAACAGCAACAACAACAACAACAGCAGCAACAGCAGCAGCAGCAGCAGCAGCAGCAAGUAAUGCAAAAUGGCGCUAACGGUGUCAUUAACGGCACGCAGUUUGGUCGCGUCGCGCAACCAGGUGCUGCACCGGCCUCCAUGCCGCCUGCUACAGGCGCACUCGGCGCGUCUGCGUUGCCUGCUGGUUCUGCUGCUCCUGCCCAGAACGCGGCGGGUGCCUCUGCGCUGCCCCCUCAGCUGCAGGGCCACCCUCACUUCACGCAGGCUCAGCUGAAUCUGCUCAUGAACCAAAUUAAGGCUUUCAGGAUGCUGGGCAAGAAUGCUGGCGUCCCCAUUCAGAUGCAAAAGGCCAUCUUCGAGCACCGUGCUCGUCGGCGCCAGUCCCUCGGCAAGCAGGAGCCGCAACCUGCUGCUACUUCUGUUACACCUACGACAUCGGCCGAAACACCAGCUCCAGACGCCUCGAAGCCCGCUGUUAACGGCCCCGAGGCUAUCAAGGCCGCUGCUCCUGCGACCACAACCGCGAGUUUGAGCGACCCGCAAUCCAAGACAUUCAAGACGGUCAAGUCGCCGUUUGACGCCGGUUUCGUUCGCAAGACUAUCUCCUACAUCGACCAUAGCCGCCGCAAGAAUCGCCAGCUUGUCCCUGGCCUCUUCCCUACCGGUAUCGACUUUGAGCAACUGAGGGCUGAUCGGGAGAAAAUCAUCUUUAACCGCAUGAGCCAGAGAUAUCAGGAGCUCAAGUCGCUGCCCGGCAAUCUUGCCCACUGGGAUGCCUCAAAGGACGAGCUAGUUGCCGAUGACACGGCGAAGCGAAAGGCCAUCAUCGAGAUGAAGAAGCUCGCCCUCUACUCCAAGCAGCGUGCUCUGCGCGAGAAGAUCGGUCGGCAGAUGAUGCACUACGACAACCUGGCUAUGACCACGAACCGUGCUCAAUACCGCCGCAUGAAGAAGCACAACGUCAGGGAAGCCCGCAUCACCGAGAAACUUGAGAAGCAGCAGCGCGAUGCCCGCGAGAAUCGGGAGCGCAAGAAGCACAUCGAUUUCUUGCAGGCCAUCCAGAACCAUCGCAAUGAGGUACUCAAUGCCGGCGCGGCUCAGCGUCUCAAAAUGUCCAAGCUUAGCCGCCACAUGUACAACCAUCACUUCAACAUUGAGAAGGAGGAGCAGAAGAGGAUCGAGAGGACGGCCAAACAGCGUCUGCAGGCGCUUAAGGCCAACGAUGAAGAGGCCUACCUCAAGCUUCUCGACCAGGCCAAAGAUACCCGCAUCACCCACUUGCUCAAGCAGACCGAUGGCUUCCUUAAGCAGCUCGCUGCCUCCGUUCGUGAACAGCAACGGCAGGCCGCUGAAAAGUACGGAGAGCCGAUGGACAUCCCGUCCAGCGAAGACGAGGACGAAGAUGACGAGAAUGGCCGCAGCAAGAUCGACUACUAUGCGGUUGCUCACCGCAUCAAGGAGGAGGUCACCGAACAGGCCAGCAUUCUGGUUGGCGGUACUCUUAAGGAGUACCAGCUCAAGGGUCUUCAGUGGAUGCUUUCGCUCUACAAUAACAACCUCAAUGGCAUUCUGGCCGACGAAAUGGGUCUCGGCAAGACUAUCCAGACCAUUAGCUUAAUUACCUACUUGAUCGAGAAGAAGAAGCAGAACGGCCCCUACCUGGUCAUCGUGCCUCUCUCUACGCUUACCAACUGGAACCUGGAGUUCGAAAAGUGGGCGCCGUCGGUCACCAAGGUCGUCUACAAGGGCCCGCCGAACGCCAGAAAGAUGCAGCAGGAGAAGAUCCGGCAGGGCAAGUUCCAGGUCUUGCUAACUACCUACGAAUACAUCAUCAAGGACAGGCCGCUGCUGAGCAAGAUCAAGUGGUUCCAUAUGAUUAUCGACGAAGGCCAUCGUAUGAAGAACACCAACUCCAAGCUCAGCGCCACCAUCCAGCAAUAUUACACGACCCGCUUCCGUCUCAUUCUCACUGGUACCCCCUUGCAGAACAACCUUGCUGAGCUGUGGGCCAUGCUCAACUUCGUCCUGCCCAACAUCUUCAAGUCGGCCAAGACCUUCGACGAGUGGUUCAACACGCCGUUUGCCAACACGGGCGGUCAGGAUAAGAUGGAGCUUACGGAAGAAGAGCAAAUUCUCGUUAUCCGCCGCCUGCAUAAGGUGCUGCGGCCGUUCUUGCUGCGCCGUCUCAAGAAGGAUGUUGAGAAGGAUCUCCCCGACAAGACCGAGAAGGUCAUCAAGUGCAAGUUCUCGGCUCUGCAGGCUCGUCUGUACAAGCAGAUGGUUACGCACCAGAAGAUCAUUGUCAGCGACGGCAAGGGCGGCAAAACCGGCGCUCGUGGUCUGAGCAACAUGAUCAUGCAGCUCCGCAAGCUGUGCAACCAUCCGUUCGUCUUCGACGAGGUCGAGAACCAGAUGAACCCUCAGAACAUCAGCAACGACCUGCUCUGGCGUACGGCUGGCAAGUUCGAGCUGCUCGACCGCAUUCUGCCCAAGUACAAGGCUACUGGCCACCGCGUCCUGAUGUUCUUCCAGAUGACUGCUAUUAUGGACAUCAUGGAGGAUUAUCUGCGCUACCGUGGUUUGCACUACCUCCGUCUCGACGGUACCACCAAGUCCGAGGACCGUUCCGAGCUGCUCAAGCUCUUCAACGCACCCGACUCGCCCUAUUUCAUGUUCUUGCUUUCUACCCGUGCUGGUGGUCUGGGUCUCAACCUGCAGACUGCCGAUACCGUCAUCAUCUACGACUCUGACUGGAACCCGCACCAGGAUUUGCAGGCUCAGGAUCGUGCCCACCGUAUCGGUCAGAAGAACGAAGUGCGCAUUCUCCGUCUUAUCACGUCCAACUCGGUCGAAGAGAAGAUCCUCGAGCGUGCUCGUUUCAAGCUGGACAUGGACGGCAAGGUCAUCCAGGCCGGUCGCUUCGACAACAAGUCGUCUGAAACCGACCGUGAUGCUAUGCUCAGAACGCUGCUGGAGACGGCCGACUUGGCUGAAUCUGGCGAGCAAGAAGAGAUGGAUGACGAAGAGCUCAACAUGGUCCUGGCCCGCAACGAGGAGGAGCUCGCCAUCUUCCAGAAGAUCGACGAGGAGCGCAACCGCGAUCCUAUCUACGGCACUGCCCCCGGCUGCAAGGGCGUGCCGCGUCUCAUGACCGAAGAUGAGCUGCCGGAGAUCUACCUGCACGAGGGCAACCCGGCCGAAGAAGAGAACGAGGUCCACCUGGGUCGCGGUGCCCGCGAGCGCAAGCAGAUCCGGUACGACGACGGUCUCACCGAAGAGCAGUGGCUCAUGGCGGUUGACGACGACGAGGACACGCCCGAGGCUGCUGCCGCUCGUAAGCAGGCCCGUCGUGAGAAGCGAGAGCAGAAUAAGCUCAAACGCCUCGCCAUGCUCAACGCCUCCAUGGAAAACUCGCCGUCCGCUAGCCGCGCGAGCACCGAGGAUGUGGAGACGCCCAAGAAGCGGGGGCGCAAGCCUGGUAGCAAGAACCAGGAGAAGCGUAAGGCUGAGGAUGGGGAUGAUGAGCCGCCGGCCAAGAAGCGUCGUGGACCACAGGGACGGCCCAAGGCGGUUGGUACUAGUAGUGGUGGUAGCGCGCUUGCGCCUGAGUUGCGCGAUAAGCUGCAGAAGGCGUGCAGGAGAAUCUUUGAUGGGUUGAUGAACCUUGCGGUGGAUGAUGACGAGCCGCCGGAGAAACCGGAGGGAGAGAACGAUGAUGAGAGUGAAGAUGAGGGCCCGCCGAAGAGGCUGAUCAUUGGUCCGUUCGUCAAGCUGCCGCCCAAGCGCGAGUGGCAGGAUUAUUAUGUCAUCAUCCAGAACCCGAUCUGCAUGAACGAUAUCCAGAAGAAGAUUAAGCGGGAGGAGUACAACAGCCUGGGCGACAUGCGUAAGGAUCUGGAUCUUCUUGUGACGAAUUGUCGCACGUUCAACGAGGAGACGAGUGGCAUUUGCCAGGAUGCGAAUACGAUAGAGGCGUAUUUCAAAGAGCACUUUGCCAAGGAGCUCGCCGAGGACCCAGACCUUCGCGCUCUCGAGGAUCCCAACUCGCCCAACUUGGUUGGUCUUAACGUCGACGGUGUCAAUUCCUCUGCAUCUUCCUCUUCGGCAGAAGCUUCUGGCCCCGCUACAACAGGCGAGUCGUCAGCCGCGCAGUCUAGCCAGCCAGCGUCGUCCACGACUUCGACUACCCCUGCCCCCGCUCCUGCACCGGCGGCGCCGACUGGUCCGCCGAGGAUCAAGCUUGUGUCGUCAGCGAAUAAAGAGAAUAAAGGGGAUACUAAUGCCAGUGCAAAUGGGAGUGCUGCGCAGACAAAUGGGGGUGUGAAUGGGGUGGCGAAUGGGAAUAGUGAGGCUUGA
This is a messenger RNA of Thermochaetoides thermophila DSM 1495, 6942 nucleotides long. RefSeq names its product WD40 repeat-containing protein. Gene Ontology annotation, molecular function: ATP binding; histone binding; ATP-dependent chromatin remodeler activity. Gene Ontology annotation, biological process: positive regulation of transcription by RNA polymerase II. Gene Ontology annotation, cellular component: nucleus. Lineage: Eukaryota; Fungi; Ascomycota; Sordariomycetes; Sordariales; Chaetomiaceae. The coding region runs from base 1 to 6942 and encodes 2313 amino acids. The transcript is spliced from 6 exons. The record is from RefSeq and is a predicted model, not a curated record.